Colletotrichum graminicola M1.001 is the source of this 237-nucleotide messenger RNA. RefSeq lists its product as uncharacterized. The coding region runs from base 1 to 237 and encodes 78 amino acids. The record is from RefSeq and is a predicted model, not a curated record. NCBI's taxonomy places the organism in Eukaryota, Fungi, Ascomycota, Sordariomycetes, Glomerellales, Glomerellaceae. The transcript has 2 exons.
AUGGAUGACAUGCCCGGUGUGUCGUGUCUCCGUUCCGUCGUCGCCUCUCAACAGACGUCGCGUGAGGCAAGAACGAACCUCGACCUGGUUCAAGACCUGGACCGCAGUAAACCAACGCUCGCUACGCCGUUCAAUCCCUCCUCUGUCCAAGGAACAUCAGGAACAACAACAACAACAACAACAACAACCACCACCACCACCACCACCACCACCAUCAUCAUCCUCCUCCUCCAUUAA